This is a messenger RNA of Anopheles gambiae (African malaria mosquito), 1100 nucleotides long. RefSeq names its product pancreas transcription factor 1 subunit alpha (gene Fer2). Gene Ontology annotation, biological process: developmental process; regulation of transcription by RNA polymerase II. NCBI's taxonomy places the organism in Eukaryota, Metazoa, Arthropoda, Insecta, Diptera, Culicidae. The record is from RefSeq and is a predicted model, not a curated record. Gene Ontology annotation, molecular function: protein dimerization activity; DNA-binding transcription factor activity, RNA polymerase II-specific; RNA polymerase II transcription regulatory region sequence-specific DNA binding. The transcript is spliced from 5 exons. Bases 114 to 908 code for a protein of 264 amino acids.
GAUCCAGCACAUCCUUUGUAGUUGCUGGUUUGCCAUUCAUAGAGCUAGUGUUGGUCAGUUUAACCUGCAGCGAGUGCAAAAAUCUGUGAAAUUCAAUAAGAAUUCCCAAAGCGAUGGAUAAAAUUUGCCGCUCACAGUUACCGGAUUCAUCGUCUUCGCCGCCACUGAGUGGCAUCGGGUUUCACAGCUUCGACGACGAGCUGAUGGCCGAUCUGCCAUCGUGCGUCUAUGCACAGCACCAUCAGCUAAACGCCGCCCCCGGGAAUGGGGGUGCGGGCAGUAGCAGCGCGGGACACAGUGCCGGACACAGCGGCCACACUGGCAAUGCGCCCCCCAACUUGAGGCUGAACCCGACCAGCAUACGGCAGAUGCAGCAUCAGUAUCUUCAUCAUACAGAAUGUUUGGACUCGUCCACCCCACCCAGCCCGUCCCUGUCGACGACGAUGGGAACCCACCCGUACAAUCCGCCACCGUACAACAAAAUGCAACGCCAGCAGACGAACGUCCGCGAGCGCAAACGGAUGAUGCGUUCCGCCCCGAAUGGCUCCACCAUUAACAGCAGCAUUAAUUCGGCGUUCGAUGAGCUGCGCGUGCACGUGCCAACGUUUCCGUACGAGAAGCGGCUCAGCAAGAUCGACACGCUGCGGCUAGCGAUCGCGUACAUUGCACUGCUGCGCGAGGUGCUCGAGGCGGACUACGAUCCGCUCACGUACGUGGAAAAGUGUCUGCGCGGGGAAAUAAAGGCCGACCGGGCACACUGGAACACGAGCGAUUUAACGGCACGACUGUCCUGGAUCAAUUGGGAAAACUUGGGCGUACAUCCGGGCAGACGUACCAUCCUGACGUCGCUGGCACUCGGAUCGUCGGAGAGUAUGGGUGCGUGUGGACCGCCGCCACAUUUGAUCUAGAUUGCAACCGCCGCACUCCUUUCACGCGGCAUCAUUUUAAAGUCUUCCGUUUUGUUUAUUCUUUAAAUAAAAUACUAAAACUGCAUCUAAUAACUAUUUAUCAGCACUAGGCUUACACCUCCCUAUUCAAAUAGGAAUCAGCUAGUUCUCUGUCGUACCCCAUUUUAAAUGAGAAUAAAAAUGAAAAACGCA